Molecule: messenger RNA, 4557 nt
Organism: Anneissia japonica
Lineage: Eukaryota; Metazoa; Echinodermata; Crinoidea; Comatulida; Comatulidae
Product: nicalin-1-like
Exons: 14
Coding region: 315-2000 (561 amino acids)
Biological process (GO): regulation of signal transduction
Cellular component (GO): endoplasmic reticulum membrane
Source: RefSeq, a predicted model, not a curated record
UUCAAACGCAGGAACUUAAUCCAAUGUAUUUUUUUACAGCAGGCCUAGGCUAUACCCUAGCUUUUUAAAAUCCGGGAUCUACCGACUAAUUUCUACUUACACGACAAGCUACAUGUGCGUGUAACUAUGAAACUGAAGCUUGACACUAUUAGAACGCUGACUAUCGUUCCCGCUGCCGUUUUCUUAGAUUCCAUUGCAGACAAACAAAACCUAAGCAAAGGUCGGCGUUUUGUACAAGCUAGGAAAGAUUUCAUGUUCACGUGCAAAAAUUAUUCAAUAAAUAUUGUACUCUACCAGCCUUUUUUCGUGCCAAAAUGUGGAUUGAAGAAGCUAACGAGAUGCUUGACAUGUUGAGGGGAAGUAUUCCUCUGACAAUUAUACUCAUUGUGCCCGUUUUAAUCAUGAUUUCUCCGUGUGUACCAGUGGACGCAGCCCAUGAAUUUUCAGUUUAUCGUAUGCAGCAGUAUGAUCUCCAAGGCACACAAUACGGAUGUCGCAAUGCACUGGUUAACAUGGAAGCACGGCCAAUUAAUUCCAAUGUUAUGGUCAGGAGGUGUCUGGUAACAAGGCUUGCAGAGCUUACUGCUGAACGUUAUCAAGAAAUUAUUGAAGGCGCGGGUGCUCUGUUGGUUCUGCUUCCAAAGGACAUCAACUCAUUACCACAAUCUGCUGUUCAAUAUUGGCUGGAGUUAGAACCACAGAUUUUAGAGCAGGAGUCCAAGGUGCCCAUAUAUUUUGCAUAUGAGGAUGACCGCUUGCUGGAGAUAUACAAUGAUAUCAGCACUGCAGUCAGUUCAGACCAAGCAGCUUCUGGUGCAGAAGCUUUGCUUGGUGCAGUUUAUGCCAAUGGUUUUCAAAUGGUGGUUUCUGGAUCUCAGUCUAAACCGAUGAAGGAUGCAACUAUUACUAGUCUUCAGGGCAAGCUAUCAGGCAAAGGUAUAGAGGACCAGUUGCCCACCAUUGCUAUAGUUGCACAUUAUGACUCGUUCGGAGUUGCCCCAUAUCUUGCUCGUGGUGGUGAUUCAAAUGGAAGUGGAGUCGCUGCUUUACUCGAGCUAGCAAGACUCUUCUCAAAACUUUAUGCAAACUCUAAAACACAAGCAAAGUACAACCUUUUGUUUCUUCUUUCUGGUGGUGGUAAAUUCAACUAUCAAGGAACAAAACGAUGGAUUGAAGACAGUUUGGAAAGUACAGAAACAACGAUUCUAAGUGAAGUUUCCCAUGUUUUGUGCUUGGAUAGUAUUGGUGCUGGUAAUAGCUUGUUCAUGCAUGUGUCAAAACCGCCAAAAGAAGGAACUGUCCCUCAUAGUGUUUUACAGGAGCUGAUUGCUGUUAGUAAAGAUCUAUAUCCAGAAUUAAAUGCCAGUAUGAUCCAUAAGAAAAUUAAUCUAGCAGAUGACUUGUUGGCAUGGGAACAUGAGAGAUUUAGUAUGCGUCGUCUGCCGGCUAUGACAGUUUCUCAUUUUUCUUCUCACUUGGAUACUUUAAGAAACUCGAUCUUAGAUGAUGGGUCAACGUUAGACACUGCAGUGUUAGCUAGGAACGUGAAGAUUAUUGCUGAGGGUUUAGCUAGACACCUAUAUGGAUUAUCAAGCAGCUCAUCCAAUAAAUCCCUAGAAGUAUUCACUGAUUUGCUGGCUGUAAAUGAACCUUUCUUAAAAUCAUGGGUCACUUACCUGUCCUCACAGUCCAGAGCAGCACAACUUAUGACUAAGGACUGUUCAGUAGUCACCACUUUAGAAGAGAGUAUGAAAAAGAUUUUUAAUAAUGAAGUCAGUAAGAUCACUAUUAAAGCUGAUAAAAGGGAGCCAGAGUUUAUUUACUAUGAUGGCAUGACAAUGAAGAUGAAUGCCUACAAUGUGAAGCCAGCAGUAUUUGAUCUAUUUCUUGCGGCUGCUAUUGCCUGCUACAUUGGAAUUGUCUAUUUUAUUAUCCAGAAUUUUCCAGUUCUGUUUUCCUUUAUGAAGGAGUAUUCAAGUGUGAAGGCUAAAGGUCAAUAAGACAGUGUCUUGAAACACAAUGCAAGCAAUAAGUAUAUGAACGAUAUACCUCGGUAAUGUUACAACAUAAACAAGUAUCCUGCUAAAAGAAACUAGCAGUGUGAAUGGGUAAUACAAAAAUGGUAUUAGUUAAAAUAGGUAACAUUAAAAUUAUUAAGUGUAAAUGAAUGGGCCAGUCUGUUUACCCCUCUUGAAAAGUUUCUUAGUUACUUUUAAUAGGUCCCUUUGUAUCCUGUUGUUUUUGAGGGGUGGCUUUAUUUCAAGCAGAGAAACAUUGCUAGAAGUGAGUGUAUGAUUGGUAUAUCAACUUACAACACAAGGUAAUUGUUGCAUAAUUGACUAGUACAGGUAGAUAGAACUUGUUAGUUGUUGUGAAUUUGAACCUUGAUAAGGAUUGGCCAUGUAUUAGCUAAGGUAAAUGAUUGAGAUUUCUUUUGAAGUGACAAGGUAAGCCAUGUGAGAUGAAUUUACAAGCUGGAAGUUCCAUUAGACAACUGAUUUAACACAUUCCAUCCAUUUAAUUUCUGUCUUGAUGAAAGAAACUGUUUCUGUCUUUGUUUUAGAAAGAUAAUUUAGACUGUAAAUUAACUUUCAUUUAUAAAAUUCAAAAUCAUCAAAUGCAUGAGUAAAUUCCAAAAAUCAUUAUGGGAUUAAUGUUCAACCUAAAGCCAAGCCUUUACUGCAUCAUAUGGCGGUUGUAAGAUCCCUGUGAGCGCUAGGCAAUGUGGCAUCGUAUGCUUAUUUUUGAACGGAUCAACAUUAAAAAGACCUGUUGUGCGUGUCAUGGUGUCUCAUUCUCAAUAGGAUCACGUCGGUUGACUGUUUUGAGCAGUGAGGGCACUGUUUAUGUUGCACCAAGGUUGUCUUAAAGUAAAGUAUAUCUUGUCUUAAGGGCAGUUUCCACUGAGUGCAGUGACAGGUGCACUCUCAUUCAUGCUCGUACCUAACUCUUAUCUAAUACGGUACAAGUUUUUUGCACUCGUAAUAAUCUCAAACUAGUAGGAAACUCGGUGCUUCGCUCGGAUUAAUUUUUAUGUAACUCAUAACCAACUCCGUAAGGUUGUACCUCACUUGUAGCUAAUGCCUAGUAAGCUCGUCAGCUUUCCCAAGUGAAUUCAAUCACGAGUUUCACAAGUUUUUAGCUCGUAGAACUCGUGCGACUCUUGUAUGAAAUCAACCUAAGUGGGAGAGGGGCUUAAACCUAUGUUCAGUCUUCGUGUUGAACCUUAUACGAUAUAUACAAUGUAAUACAGUGUAUUUUUCUUUAUGAGCCUGAUACAGAUUGGCCUAAGUUAAGAUAGGUCCAAGUAAUGUUGACCUUCGUAACUCGAGUAACAUUUGUUAAGGUUAGCGCUAGUUCAGAAUUUCCCUAGAUGUUUGUCAUUUGGUGUUAGCCAUUUCAGUUUGGCUGUGUCAGUGUGUUUCAAAAUUUUGUAAUUUUUUACAUUAUUGGUAUCCUUUUGAUGAGGGCAAAUCAGAACAUGUUUAGAUAGUUAAUUAUUAAUAAUAAUAAUAAUAAUAAUUAUAAAAAUUCCAGUUUUUAAAGGAUCAUUAAAAUUUACAGUUGUGGAAUAUUUUGAUAAGCAUUGGUGCUGUCUAUAAGGAUCCUUAGCAGCUAUCUUUUAACUGUUUUUCAUUAUUUUUUUUCUUAUUAAUAUAAUCAUUUACCAUUCAUUACAGAUGUAUUGUCCCCUAAAAAUGACAAAAAAAAAAUUUUUUUUUUAACUUUUAAUUGAAAUUAACUUGUUCAUUAUGCAAUAACAUACAAAAUUAUGAACUUGAGCCUAGAAAUGAUUGAGUUUAUAAAUGUGUACCCUGAAUUGUGUAGUGGAUAACGAUAAAAAUAAUACAAACAAAUUAUGGGUAAACAUUUUAAAAAUACGCACAAUUUCAUUGAUCAAGUUGAAAAUGUUUAUGUUACUGUAUUUCAUUUAAUGAGUAAGUAAUAACUGAAUGAUAUUUUUCUAAUUUUUAAUUUGGUUUUUUUUUCAAGGGACAGUAUCCUAAGUUCAUGAAUCAAAGAUAAUAUUGUUGUGUUUUUGAAAAAUCUGUUGUGACCUUUGAACUGUUGAUGUCAUUAACAAAAUCCUGUUAAUCCUCAGAGAACUACACGGUUUUAUUCUUUGUCAUGGAUGGUGUUGUUUUUUCUAACAAUAUUUUUAUGCACGUUUAUGGUUGUAAACAAAAUAUAAUCUAUAAAAUAUAAGUGUAUUUCCUGCACAUGUUUACUGUUUAUAGUAUAAUACAUACUCCAAGUAUUGAAAUGACAUAAUUAAUGUCAAAAUAUUGAAUCCCAACACGAUGACGUGCAUUUCGAUACUUGGGGUAUGUGUUAUACUAUCUUAUCUGAGAUUAAUCAGUGAACCUUUUUGUUUACUGUUUAUUUUAAUAAACUUUUUCGAUAAUGACAUAUAAAAUACAGUACCAAAGUAAUAUAUUAUCUUAUACUGAUAUUAUUUUCAAUACAUCCAAUGAACAAAAUCUUUUGUUUACAAUGACUUACAAUUGUAAUGGAAUUGUACAAUGGAAUUAAUAAAUCAUAUACCAUACCAAUGGU